Molecule: messenger RNA, 1308 nt
Organism: Nelumbo nucifera (sacred lotus)
Lineage: Eukaryota; Viridiplantae; Streptophyta; Magnoliopsida; Proteales; Nelumbonaceae
Product: Dynein light chain type 1 family protein
Biological process (GO): microtubule-based process
Cellular component (GO): cytoplasmic dynein complex
Molecular function (GO): dynein intermediate chain binding
Source: RefSeq, a predicted model, not a curated record
CUUCCAACAGAUCACCCAAGGAACGGGCCCUUGGAGGCUUGGGUUAACUUGGGGACUGCAUCUCCAUGAGAGACGUAUUGGGCUGGUUAACCAGCACUUGAUCGUAUGACCCACAGUUUUUUUCUCAGUUGACAUUAUCUAGGUUGGGGCUAAAUGAGGCUAGCCUGCUUGUUGAGUUCAUUUUUCACCCUUUCAGGACAAUCAAGGGAUGGACAGAGACAAAAACUCUAGUGGGGCAUCCAGAAAAAACAGACAGUGGAGGGGAAGCUUCCACGUAUGCUUGUCAGUUUAGAAGCUCAUUCAGUGAGACAAAAAUGCUGUGGAUCAAUCAGUCUCCCCCACAGACCUAUUAUCUCAAGUAGGGUUGCAGGGAACAACAACUACCAGAUCUCUCUCAAGCACAACCCCACCACUUUAUUAAUCCUUGAUCAGAGGCAAAAACACAUGGUUGCUUCUUUAAAUUAUUCAACCACCCAAAUCGACCAGCAUUACAUUAUUGAGUCUCCCUUGUGCUCAUGAUUCCAAGAAAGAGAAUAUAUAUUAUGUAAAUAGAGCCAAACCCAUGAAAGGGUCACCUAGAGAUGGACACCCAUGAGAGGCAGAGAAGAGGAUCCUUGGGUUCCCAUGACUCUGGUGCUGGAAUUCAGAGCCGGAGGCCUGAACCUGAAGUAGCUAUCAAGCCAAGCAAAGCUCUUUCUCGGCUGAGCUGGGGUUUAAGAAGGUCCUUGACCCAUUGUGACAUCAAAUACACUGGACCUGGGCGAGGACAAACAGAGGCAGAGGCAGGGGAUCUGGUGGAGGCAAGGAAGUCAGUGUCCCAUGUGGAAACAAACAUAUCAUCAGUGGCUGCUUUCUUGCAGGUGAAGGUUCUGGCUGUUGACAUGCCGGCACCCAUGCAGGUACAUGCCUUCCGGUGUGCUCGGCGAACCUUCGACAGCUUAGAUAAGUUCAGUGCUAAACACAUGGCUUACAACAUGAAGAAGGAGUUUGACAGGGUAUAUGGACCUGCAUGGCAUUGCAUUGUUGGCUCAAGCUUUGGAUCAUUUGUUACACACACAACGGGUUGUUUCCUUCACUUCUCAAUGGAAAAAUUGUUUAUCUUGCUGUAUAGGACUAAGGUUCAGAGGGCAACAGUUUGAUUAGGAAGAUUUUCUUUUCUUGGGUUUGUAGUUUUGUACAUGACAUAGCAUAAUAAAGGGGCCCCAUGUGUUGAUUGGAAGAUUCCUUGUAAAAUUGGCGUUUUGAGGGUUUCAAACUAAUCAGUGUUGCAAAUUAUUUAAAACUAAGUUAGGGUUCAUGGAACUUACA